Messenger RNA from Pseudogymnoascus verrucosus, 1880 nucleotides. RefSeq lists its product as uncharacterized. The record is from RefSeq and is a predicted model, not a curated record. Lineage: Eukaryota; Fungi; Ascomycota; Leotiomycetes; Thelebolales; Thelebolaceae. The transcript has 2 exons. Bases 936 to 1781 code for a protein of 281 amino acids.
UAUGAUGGGUGUGCUUUCUGGGGAGGGAAUGAUGGGGCUGGAAGGAGGUAUGUUGGAUGAUAUGAAGCUUGACUUUUAAGGGCGCUCUACACCUUCUCGCGGUGACCAUCUACUCCCCAGAUAUUAAAAGGGGGGUUCAUUUGCAUGGCUACAUCAUCCUUCCUGACUCUGACUCUGCACCUGGUUUGCUACAUGGAAAUGAGACGUCAGUCCUAGAAUCAACUUCCUCCGUUCGCUUCCUGGAAUCUUUCAUGAAAUGUCGACAAACGUUUGGAUCUUCGGACCAUGUGUUCCUCUCGAGGGUUUGACCCUUGCGUUGUUAAAGUUCAUUCAAUACUUUACACCUCACCUUACUCCGCAAUCGGCAUUCCGGACGUCAACACAUUCCUGGACAUAACUGAUACAGCCAGCACUUGCAGACCAAACAUGGCACACAGGGGGAUCGACGGCUCCACCAAUAAUUUGAAAUUUGGGGAUAAGCAACCGGAUCGCUCGUUGCAGGGCUAGAAUUGGAUUCGACGAGAGAAUUUAGACUUCAACUUCAACUUCACCUUCUUAGAAGAGAAACUUGCAGUUUUAACCUGCAUAAGCUGCGUCUAAGUUACAGUUCUUGGCGCUUACCUUCCUCGCUGAACCUAUGUGGCUCAAUGUCGCCAACACGUGUUUCGGUCCCACGUGCUCAUCACUGUCCCACGUGCAUUAUCAUAACGCUCUACGAGGACAUGUAAACCUCAUUGUUCAACUUGGAAAACAUUUCUUUUGCUGGAUAUAAUCUAGAGUCGGACUUUGAGAGAUCAUUUCCUCGUUUGUUAUGGCGCGUCUGAGAUGUCUCAACUUGACAGAACACUACAUAUAGUGCUUUGAUUUCCACAAGAUGUUCUCACGCGAUAUCCUCAAAUUUCACGAGCUCUUCCAAGUAGCAUAAUCAAGAAACCAUGGCAUCCAUUAUGAAAUUUUCUUCGCGCGGCCUUUUCGCCGCUGCUGCGGUAUCUCUGGCUGCAGCCUCGCUGGCGUCUGCUGCGGCCAACAUGGUACCAAACUACGAGGUCAAGCUCUUGAUGAACCCAGCUGUGGUGCUUGGAUCAGACUUUAAACUCAAAUCAGAGGUUCUCUCUGCUUUUGCGAUGCCAACGACCGUUACCAAGAUGAGCGUACAGUUCCUUGACGAUGACGCCCAGACGCUCUACAACGCUGGCUGGAGUCCACGUAUCCGCAAUAUGGAGGGCGAGUCUGACUACGACUUGACCUACAAGAAGAGAUAUGCUGUCUCCGGGAACGACAUUAACGGCGCACUCACCAAAGCCAACUCUGAGGGGUUUGAUGCCAACACCUCCAAGUACGAGGCUCAAAUCGAGUGGGGCUAUCAGAAGAAGACCCUCUCUCUCAGCAACGACAAGACCGCCUCAGGUGCCAGCGGAAUGGACCUCCCUAAUGUGGGAGACUCCCGGACCAUUCUCAUCAAUAAUGCGCCAGACAAGUUCAACGACUGGACAUCUGACAACUGGGGCACGACUGAGCUGAAGACGUCUCGUAUCUACGGUCCUGUGCUGGCAAAGCGCUCUACUGGCAUCUUCAGCGGCGUAAAGCUGUACGUUGAGGUGUGGCCAAUUAAGGCCGCAUCAGGUUCGGGAAUUGAGUACAUUGUUGAGGCGUCGUUCAAGACCGACACCAGCAGUGACGCGUCAACAAAGCAAAGUCAACUUAUGAACUUGCUUCAGACCAAGGGGUGGUUCCUUGCUCAGGACUCCUUGAAGACGCAGCUUAUCAUGGAACGGUACUAAAUAUUUAUCGAGCCUUUGAAUAGAAUAGAAUAUACAUCAAAAUUGCAGAAAGCAGGUUAGGAGCAGCGUGUGAAGUGGGUAAACACAUAAUUUUAUAAU